AUGAAAUCGUUUGCGCUGUUGGUUCUGGGAGCCACGUUCGCGUUCGCUUCGGCGGCGUUCGUGCCCAGCACGACCGAGGUGAAGUACGCCGAGAAGGAGUUCCUGCACAAACAGGAGGAUCUGCUGCUGCUGUUCCGCCAUCUGUACGAGAAGGACUGGAAUCCGCAGCUGGUUGCGUACGCCAAGAACUUCCACUUCAAGGAAAGUCCGGAGCUGUUCAAACACGAACCGACCAGCCAGUGGGCGACGAAACUGUGGCAGUACUACGAGCAUGGUCUGUUGCCCAAGGGGGAGGUAUUCUCGGUGUACGAGGAGCACCACCUGGAGCAGGCCAUCGCACUAUUCCGCGUCCUGUACCACGCGAAGGACUGGGAAACGUUCUACAAGGUGGCUGCCUGGGCUCGCUACUACUGCAACGAGGGUAUGUUCGUGUACGCGCUGACGGUAGCGGUCACGCACCGACCGGAUUUGGCCGGAUUCGUACUACCGGCACCGUACGAGAUCAGCCCGUACCACUUCAUCAACACCGAGGUCAUCCAGCGGGCUCAGCAGUACAAAAUGCAGGGCUACUACGGUAUGAGCAAGGUCGACGGCGUUUACAGUGUGGUCAUCCCGGCCAACUACACCGGCUGGUACGUGCACACGAACCCGGAGCAAAAGAUCGCUUACUUCACCGAGGACAUUGGGCUGAACAGCUACUACUACUACCUGCACACCGAUUAUCCGUUCUGGCUCGGUGGUGAGCAGUUCGGUUUGAAGAAGGAUCGCCGCGGAGAGCUUUAUCUGUUCGAGCACCAGCAGCUCCUUGCCCGGUACUACCUCGAGCGGUUGUCGAACGAUCUUGGACACAUUCCCGAGUUUUCGUGGUGGAAACCGAUCGAGACCGGUUACUAUCCGGAUCUGCAGUACUACAAUGGGCAUAGCUUCCCGGUCCGGGACAACCAUUAUCAUGCGGAUCAUACGAAGCACCAUCACGAGAUUCGUCAGGUGGUGAGCUACGAGAAGCGGCUAAGGGAUGCGAUUGAUCAGGGUUUCUUCAUGCUGCCCGACGGUAAGCUCGUUAACCUGAGCACCCCGGAGUCGGUCGAAGUGCUCGGUAAUCUCAUUCAGGCCAAUCCGGAUAGCUUCGGGACGCGGUUCUUCAAGUACGUGGCCAUGUACGCCCGGAUCAUUAUGGGAGCGGCCAUCGAGCCGGUUGAGCAUUAUCAGGUCAUCCCGAGCGUUCUCGAGCACUACGAGUCUGCGUUGCGCGAUCCAGUGUUUUAUCAGAUCUACAAGCGUAUCGUGCACUACUACUAUCAGUUCAAGGAUCAUCUACCCAAGUACACGUACGAUGAGCUGCACUAUCCGGGAGUGAAGAUCGACGGUGUCGUGGUGGACCGACUGCAGACAUUAUUCGAUCAGUUCGAUCUGGACAUCACGAACGCGAUCGACAUCGAGCCGGAGCCGUAUGUGGCCGGGAAGUACGAUGGAUUCGGUGAGAUCGAGUACAAACCGGACCCGGUGGUCAUCAAGGCACGCACGAUGCGCCUCAACCACAAACCGUUCACGUACAAGAUCAGUCUGACGGCGGAGAAGGCGGGUAAAUCGGUGGUGCGCGUUUUCCUUGGACCGAAGUACGAUGAGUACGGUACACCGUACACACUGAACGCGAACCGUGAGAACUUCUACGAGCUGGACUACUUCGUGCAGGAGCUGACGGUGGGCAAGAAUGUGAUCACGCGCACCUCGACUCACUUCAACGGGUAUGUCAAGGAUCGGACCACGUUCUACGAGCUGUAUCGUCGGGUGAUGGUUGGUUAUCAGGGUGGCGAGCAGUUCCCGCUCGAUAUGACCGAGGCACACUGUGGGUUCCCGAACCGUUUGAUGUUGCCGAAGGGCAAGAAGGGUGGCAUGCCGUACCAGCUGUUUGUCAUUGUGUCACCGUACCAUGAGCCGGCCGUGCCGCAGUACACCGGAUUCGAUCCGGUGCUGUCGUGUGGUAUUGGAUCCGGUGCACGUUACGUCGAUAGCUACGCCUUCGGUUAUCCGCUGGAUCGUCCGAUCGAUGAGACCGUGUUCUACCAGGUGCCCAACGCCUUCUUCCAGGAUGUCGUCAUCUACCACAAGAGUGAAGGUGAUCUGUAG
This is a messenger RNA of Anopheles aquasalis, 2127 nucleotides long. Its product is annotated as hexamerin-1.1. NCBI's taxonomy places the organism in Eukaryota, Metazoa, Arthropoda, Insecta, Diptera, Culicidae. The record is from RefSeq and is a predicted model, not a curated record.